CCCCCCCCCCCCCCCCCCCCCAAAUCUAUAUCACCAAUCGGAUCUUUUCUUCCCUGGAAAGCCUCUCUUGUCAUCCACAUCCUCAACUUCCCUAAGUCUCUAUACCGCCCUGCCUAAUCAGUGAUAAGCGGAUUCAGUUGGGUCGACAGCCAUCCACGAGGAUUGACGUAUUCUGAUUCCGGCGUGGUAUGUCCUGACCGCCUUCCGACAACUGUUCGACCAACACAUGAAUGACAAGACUCGCUAACUACUAUCAUUGUAGUGUAAGGAUCGCUCUUCACACGUGCAAUUCAUCUCGCUCUUUCUCCCCACCUCUUCACAGUAUCUCCCGUCAUGUUGCAAGACCCGGAGUCUCAGCUAUCGCAAGGGUCCCUUGCUCCCCCAGUCGAAUUCUCUCGACCUGUCACCCCUGUUCAACGCGUCAACCUUUCCGCUUCGCCUGAGUUGAGCGUAAGGGUUGGCAGCCACUCUCCCCGAUCCAACAACAGCAAAUUAAGAUCCCCGCCAUCGCUGCCUUCAUCAGACAUGACCCCUCCACCCUCCACACAGAUCCCGGGAGCCCCUCUCCGAAAUUCAAGGUCCCGAUCGAGCUCGUACCUGGCACCUUCACCGGAUAUCGAAGAGACCCUCUGUACCGCCUACGGUGCCUCAGAAAACCUGCCAACAGCGGACGAAAUCGAGGCUGCUGACGAGGUCAAACUUCGUGGUAUUGCUAAGGAGCUUCUUGGAGUAGCCCAGGAGGCUCGCAUGUCCGCACUUCACUUCAAGCUGCAACAUAGUCUGCUAUCGUUUACGAGUAACGAAGCUAUCAAACGUGCCGAGGUGGAGCAUAAGCUCGCUAGAAGGGAGGUAGAGAUUCUUCAGAGUACCGAAUAUCGCAACCGCCACUUCCCUACCGAGACAAAGCCUCUACCUCCAAUCUCCAAUGUGGAGCUGGAGCUUUCCCUCAAACGUAACCAAGAGCUCGAGCGAGUCAAUGCUACUCUUGACCGAAGGCUGCGUCGUGCGAAGAAACUAAUCGAGCAGGAGAAGGAAAAUUCAGACCUACUUAGAGAGGAGAAUAAGUUCUUGAAAAAACGUAUUAGAGAAAAUAGGGAGCAUUUCUCUCAAAUGAUUGAGCGCGGCCCGAUGUCACCAAGCCCUCAAGCGGAUAUUCAGACUCCUCAUAGAAGAUCUUUGCCUCACUUCAUGGACAAUGGCAACCAUCACCUGAGUAGGAGUGAAAACAGCAAUUCAAUCGCUGCCCUCCUUGCGGCAGGUCGUGUUCUCAACAGAGAAUCAAGUGUCGCCUCCACUCCCAACCGACAGCGUGAUACUAAACAGUAUUCCAACGGACAUUCCCGGGGGAGCCAUUCGAUGUCGUCGCUUCCCAUGACGCCGUCUCAAACAAGGAGUGCCCAUCAGGAGAGCCGGUAUUUUACUCCGAGAAGAGACUCCACGGAUGGGCACCAUGAUAGAGAUAGCACGAUAUCUGCCUCUGACAUUGAAGAAGCUGAGACGGAAGAAGACAUUCCUGCCUCUCAGGCUGGAUCUCUUGCAACCAGCAUGCUUCGUCGUAACCCAACCGGUAUCCAGCGGGAUAUUCGGGAUGCAGCUGCGUCGGCUCCAAAAUCGAGCACUUUGCUCCAAUCGAAAUUGUUCGGUCAAGUGAGGAAAGCUGGAGUUGAGCGGCCGGCAAACAACCUCAAACGCAAAGCAAGUUUUGACGGUGCGAGCUCGAAGAAAUCUAAAGCGGAGGAGCAAGUGGGUCUCGGAAUUUACUGACGCCUGGAACAACAUACAACCCGUGCAUAAGCCACUAUCCUCGCCGUUAUGAUUGUUCUCUUGCAUGUAACCGGACCCUCGACUCCUAUGGGCCGGUUUGCAUUACGCUUCGCUUGUCUUGAACGACCCCCCGUUAUUUCUCGUUGUCUCUUAUUUCCUUGUUGUUUCUUGAUUUGAGCCAAAUCUGUAUUUUCGUUGCGGGCAACAAUGACGAAUGAUGACCUGUAAAGACCAUAGGCGAAUUGGUGUUGUCUCUUUUUAUGUUUCAUUCUGGGGUUCGUUUGCUAUUUAUCAUCUCGGAAAGCUGCUACAAUGUCUUGUUUUACUCCCAAAGAUAUAAAGAUAGGAUCACCAAUCUGACAGAGAUAUCCUGAACUGGAGAAGCUCGGUUGAUACGUAUAACAUUCAAGGUAUCUUCUACCGACUAUAAGUAC
Aspergillus ochraceoroseus IBT 24754 is the source of this 2198-nucleotide messenger RNA. RefSeq lists its product as uncharacterized. The transcript has a single exon. The record is from RefSeq and is a predicted model, not a curated record. The coding region runs from base 334 to 1764 and encodes 476 amino acids. NCBI's taxonomy places the organism in Eukaryota, Fungi, Ascomycota, Eurotiomycetes, Eurotiales, Aspergillaceae.